CCACGCGAGACGAAGCGCCACAAGAAGCCCCCCCCGCGAACCAUUCGGAGGAGCAAGCCCGUCCCCCAGACUUUCUCUCGCCUUCCAUUAGUUAACCCCUCGUUCGUUUUGGACCCCCUGCUCCCCUUCCAUCAAAUCAUCUCGCCUGGGCGCGCAACAGUUCCGCGCCGGGGAUCAGUAAGCCAACAUACCCGCGACGCAAGCCAACAGUCCAAUGGCACCCUGCCGUUGCGACGACGCCCCGGGACGUCACAGCCGGUAUGUCCGAUCGCCAGUAGUGGCAGAUCAGAGCGGCCCCGCGGCGAUAAUGCCAGCCUAGGCCGUACAAGGUAGUGAGGGAGCAAAUCUUAGCUGCUCUUUACAUACACACUAUAAACCGCUCCCCUGCCACCAUAUCAAAUAGUACUUGGUAGCCUCGGCACUUUUUUCUUCCAAAAGUUCAACCCUGGCAAGAUAUAUACAUAUUUAUAUUUCCGGCCGAGCAUAGCGUCCAGUCGUCCAUCAUCAAAUGGCUAGACCAACAGUCCUCGUCCAGCACACGCCGUUAUGGAACGCGCGGGCGACGACCGUCAUGGAGGCGUACCGCAACCGCUCCCUGCUCCGAGAUGACCGGCGUCCCAGCACUGCCGAGGGCGCAUGCGGCUGCCGGCGCCAUCUCCAGAUGAGCAGCUCGUGCGGCAUGCACCCCGACGACAGCUCCCAUCACUGCUUCGGCGAGUCGUACCACGGCGGCCGUUUCGGCGGCACAUCACUGACGACGGCGGCAUGCCACGGCCACCACACCGCCGCCGCUACAACACUACCAGACGGGACGAGGGCCGGAGUGGCGGCCGGCGGGCAGGACGGGUGCGAAUGCAAUACGGCGCGUCUAUUUGAGACGCUGGACAUUCACGACAUGGCGGGCCAUCUAUGGAUCCUGGCCCACCUCGGCGCCACCGACGAGGAGCGGGCGUCGCUGCACCGCUUCCUCCACGAUCAGCAGCAGCGACGGCGGGGGACCGCGCGCGAGGAGCCCGCGCCUCGCCCCGUCGUCGCGCAGUCGACCCUCGCGCAGCCCUACAAACGGCGGUGCGUCGGGGCCGACGGGGCUUCGAUGCCGGUCGACGACGACAUGGACUACGAGGCGGCGGCGGCGUACGACCAGGAGAGCCGCGAGUUUGGGCAAUGGAUGUGGGACACAUGGGACUACUACGUGUCGCCGUACCAACCCAGGUGGGCGCGCACCGGCGUUUGAAGCCAUGGGCGUGAUGAGGGAUGGAUUUUGGAGAUUUUAUUUUUAUUUUUCGGUCUUUUUUUGUCACGUUUUAUAGCGAGCCGACUACGACAUGGCCAGGCGUGACGGGCGCAAAUCGGCGCGAUGAAGUAAAAAAGUCUUUACGGAUCUCUGAGCGAUUGAUGGGGAAGGAACAAGACAUACGGCGUCGAGACAUUAGCUGCGUAUUACUUAUUGUCGCGCAAGGGAGCGUGUGCUGGGACACUGCUACCGUUUGACGUUCGCAUGGGACUAGCUAGGCGAGUCGUUAAAAAUCCCAAGAGUACAACGCGGUUGAUAGCUUUUGGGGUAUGGGCACGGGAGUUAUCGAUGAGUUGGCCAGCGGCCUUUGUCUCCAAAU
This is a messenger RNA of Purpureocillium takamizusanense, 1613 nucleotides long. RefSeq lists its product as uncharacterized. The coding region runs from base 509 to 1234 and encodes 241 amino acids. The transcript has a single exon. NCBI's taxonomy places the organism in Eukaryota, Fungi, Ascomycota, Sordariomycetes, Hypocreales, Ophiocordycipitaceae. The record is from RefSeq and is a predicted model, not a curated record.